AUGCAUAAUUUAAUAAAAAAUCAUAAAAAAGUAUAUUCGGUUAAAAAAUCAUCAAGUAGAAAUAAUAACAACAAUAUUAUUGACAAUAAAUUAAUUCGAAAUCAAAGAACUGGUACUAUCCAAAGAAAUGGUGAUCAUCAACUUUCUGUAGCUGAUAUCAUAGAUUAUAAUCUUGACGUUAUUUUCGUUGGUCUUUUUAGUGGUAAGAAAAGUCAAUCAACUGGACAUCAUUACUCUUGUGAAACAAACGAGUUUUAUAAUUGUUUGAUGGAAAGUGGGUUUACUAAUGGUGAAAAAAUAAAUUGUGUUGAUGACCAACGUUUACCGAUUGAUUUUAAAUGUGGUUUGAUUAAUUUGGUUCAUCGACCAAAACAUCGAUCAAAGAAAAAGUUAUCUUUGACAGAUAUUAUACAAGCUAUUCCAAAUCUACUUGACAAAGUAGAAAGAUAUCAUCCAAAGUUUAUUUGUUUUAAUGGGAAAUCAGCCUACGAUGCUUUUGAAGUAUAUCGGUUACAAUCUGAUCAAUCAAGCCUUGUAAACAACAAUGACAAAAGCAAUAGAGUUAAUGAAAAAUGGGGCUUAAAGCCAUUAAUUAUUCCCUGGAAUGAUAAUUCUGUAAAAAUCACAAAAACAUCAACACCAAUAACUACAACGGAAUCAUCAAAUCAUCAAGAAAAAGCCAAUCACAAUAAUAAUAUUUUUGAAUAUAUUCAACAAUCGUUAAUAAAUUUUGAUAAUUAUCCGAUAGAAGAUAUUAAUAUUGAUAAAAAUGAAAUAUCUGCAAUUCGUAACUUCUCAGAAUCUUUAGCUAAACUUAGUAUCAGAGGUGAAAUUGGUAAAUUAUAUGAAUUAACGGUUCCACAAAAUAGGAACAAAAAAAAAUAUAAUAAACUGCAAGUGAAACAAAUUAAUAGCAUGAGAGCUUUACAUUUAAUUGAUUCUAUUUACGAAUCAGUAGAUAAAGAAGUUCCUUAUUUCUAUACAGAAAAACAAUUCUCUUUAUAUGUACCAAGGUUUUCACCUUUAAUAACAUUAUUUCACAUAAUAAGCAUUAGGAUCAAUCAGAUCAUAGAUAAAUUUUCAAUAUUUUCAUGGAUUCAAUGUUCAUCAUUCAACGAAACAUUUCAUAAUUAUAUAGACCGAUCAAUAUUUUAUAAUUCUUUAUCAUCUGGUUUAACAUCUUCUAUACAAAGUUAA
Entrophospora sp. SA101 is the source of this 1197-nucleotide messenger RNA. NCBI's taxonomy places the organism in Eukaryota, Fungi, Glomeromycota, Glomeromycetes, Entrophosporales, Entrophosporaceae. The record is from the annotation of a GenBank genome assembly.